Osmerus eperlanus (European smelt) is the source of this 4043-nucleotide messenger RNA. RefSeq names its product zinc finger and BTB domain containing 1 (gene zbtb1). Gene Ontology annotation, cellular component: nucleus. The record is from RefSeq and is a predicted model, not a curated record. Gene Ontology annotation, biological process: regulation of transcription by RNA polymerase II. The transcript has 2 exons. Gene Ontology annotation, molecular function: DNA-binding transcription factor activity, RNA polymerase II-specific; protein binding. Bases 234 to 2315 code for a protein of 693 amino acids. Lineage: Eukaryota; Metazoa; Chordata; Actinopteri; Osmeriformes; Osmeridae.
GAUUUGCGUGAGUGGGGCUGGAUCUCUCACAGACAGACCCAGUGCGGUGAGCAAGCUCGCAAAGCGGCUGUGCGGAAGUUCUUUCAUCCGUGCUGCAGAAGGGGCUUCGCCCUCGCGAUUAUUCUCGACACAACUUGAGGCUUGAAUAAAAGCGGUUAAGGUGGAACUUUUGGGCAGUAAAGAUUAACUUGAGUUUUACAACAUCCACGGGUGGCCUCCUUCAUAUUCGUGUGAUGGCGAGGCCUAGCCACAGCGAGCAUGUCCUGCAGCAGCUCAACAACCAGCGAGAGUGGGGCUUCCUGUGCGACUGCUGCAUUGCCAUUGGAGACAUCUACUUCCGGGCCCACAAGGCUGUACUGGCCGCCUGCAGCUCCUACUUUAGGAUGAUGUUCAUCAGAGACCAGCAGGGAACGGCCCGUCUGGACCUCAGCAAUAUGCAGAUCAGCGCAGAGUGCUUCGACUUAAUCCUGCAGCUCAUGUAUCUUGGCCGAAUCAUGGUGGGCAGCUAUGAGUUUGAGGAGCUCAAAGCUUCGAUGGCCUAUCUGCAGAUGUAUUACAUCCCCGACUCGCUGGAAGACCUCCGCGAUAUCAGAAGCUCCAAUCUUACUCCGUCCUCCUCAGCCUCCUCCUCUUCUUCCACCUCAUCCAGUUCCUCUUCCUCCACUGGCCCCGCUAAUGGAAAGAUGAUGUUUGGAGUCCGCAUGUUUGAGCAGCAGAAGCCCAGUGUCCCUGAAGUUGAGCGCACGCCAAAGGCUGUCAGCACUCCUGUGUGUCCAAGCUUCACACCUCCAGUGAAAAGGCCCGUGGUGGUGGUGGAGGAGGUGGCGGCACUUCCUUUGAAAGCCGCCCCACCGCUUGUAGAUAGCAUGGCUGAGCAGCCAUGUGACCUGAGGAAAAGGUCUGGAGGCCGGAGUGCCACCCUUAAAGAGCGUCCCCGUUUUGGCCGCACCUACACCUGUGAUGACUGUGGCUUUGUCUUCAGCUGUGAGAAGCUGCUGAUUGAACACAUCCUCACAUGCACCAACAGGAAGGCUGCCUUCCAGGCUCCCCGAACCAGUGCAGAUGCAGAUAAUGAUUCCAACAAGGGGGAGAGCUCAGCAUCAGAGGGAAUCGAGGAGCACAGGGUGGUCUGCAAAGGUGAAGAGGAUUGGCCAGACCACAAGUCAGACUCUGAAUCCGUGAUCAGAUCUGUAGCUACCGGAACAGAAAAUGAGCCUGCAUCUAUCAGGACUAUUUCCAUCAAGACAGAGCCAGAAGAAAAUGUUGUUUCAAAUAUGGAUGGCAUCAAAGUAAUCCAGGUGGGGGAGCACAGUGCCAGAGACUGCAGUAGCACAAGGAGCAAUGCAUACAAGGACACUAAGAGUGAUCAGGCUAGAUUUAACCAUGAUCCUGAGGCUGGAGUCUCAGGCAUGGAGGACGGCAGUGAUCUUUUGGAUGGAGACCUGUCAAACAGUGAGGAUUCUGCCCUACCUGCAAAGGUGCGCAAGAUUAAAGAGGAAAAUCUGGAUACAGAUUGUAUGCCAUGUGAACUCUGUGGAGCUCUGCUAACCGAGGAGGACCAAUCAGGCCACUACAUCUCCAAUCACAUGGGGCACAUCUGUGCCUGUGGGAGGUGUGGACAAGUCUUAAUUAAAGGACGGCAGCUCCAGGAGCAUGCAGAACGUUGUGGAGAACCCCAGGGUGCCGAAUCUGAUUCCCAUGGAGAAGAUCAUUCUCCUCUCCUGGAAGACCCACAGGCCAUGGAGGAGGGCUCGCUUGAAGGGACUGACCUUACUUGCCCCCACUGUGGCUUGUUGUUCCAAAGUGAGAGUCUGGCCAUGGAGCACACUCUUGUCUGCCAUGAGCAGGAGCUUCUCCGCCCAACCAUGCUGGAGGACGGGGCGGAGCCGGAUCAUCGACGCAAGCACUUCUGCAGCAUCUGCUUCAAGGGUUUCUAUCAGCGCUGCCACCUCCGGGAGCACUACACGGUCCACACAAAGGAAAAGCAGUUCACCUGCCAGACGUGUGGUAAACAGUUCCUGCGCGAGCGGCAGCUCCGGCUACACACCGACAUGCACAAGGGGAUGGCGCGCUACGUCUGCCCCGUCUGCGACCAGGGCACCUUCCUUAAGCAUGAUCACGUGCGUCACAUGAUCUCGCACCUCUCGGCCGGUGAGACCAUCUGCCAGGUGUGCUUCCAGAUCUUUCCUAGUGGGGAGCAUCUGGAGAAGCAUAUGGAUGUGCACCUGUAUAUCUGUGGGGUCUGUGGAGAGAAGUUCCGUCUCCGUAAAGACAUGCGUAGUCACUACAACUCCAAACACACCAAAAGACUAUGAGAGGCUGGAUCCAAUGUCCACGCUGAAUCUGUGUGUCUGUUAAAAAGCCAUAAAUGUGAUAACAGAUGUAUGCACUUGAAUACCAAAAAUAGAAUCCCUAUAAAAUAUGCACUUUCAAAUUGUAUGCAUACAGUAUGUUCCAUUUUUGUUGAUGAGGGCUAAAGUGCUUCAUUUUGGAACUCACAUUAUCUGUACCUCAUGCUCUUCACAAAAACAAAACCAAUGUUAGACAAAUCAGUGUUGAUUCUGACUAUCAAUCUAUUUAUCAACAAAUAGUCCAAUUUUGAUCUCUAAAAUAUAUUUAGCAAGUGUAUUGCUUUUACUAAUUUCAUAAAACAGUCUACAUUGUGCAAUGAGACCAUGGUUGAGAUUCCAUGGCACAAUUUGCAUUUAACAAACAAAUGAUCUGUAUAUGGUGCCUUUCAUUUACACUCAUUUUCAUUUGCACUCUCAUGACAUUUCACUUCAGUAUUUUAUGUUAGUCAAUUCACUUCCUGGUUUUCCAAACGUUUGAGGGGUAGCAUAGUCAUAUACUGUAAGUAAACAUUGAAUUUGGACAUUGAAAUGGAACAUCUCCAGCAAGCUAAACAGACAAAAACACUAGAAUAAAUACACAGGAAACAUCAGAAACACAUUUUGUGCUCCUUUGGUUGAUAUACAAUUCUCCAACAGAGCAUCCAUGUUACAAAAGAACUUUUUCACUUUCUCUUUUGCCUUAUCAGUUAUUUUGUAAAUACUGCUGUAUUGAAGUGACUGCUGUACAAAAACAAAAAGUCAUAUCUGCCGUUGAAUUUAUAUAUAAACGAAUGUGACUCAAAAUUUGUCUUGCUGAAAAUGACACUGACAUUUAAUUAAAAUAAAUACUUGCCAUUCGUGUGUUGUAUAGGAUCAAACAGUAAUGUCUACAUUCACUUCAGAGACUGUUUCUGGAUACAUUUACAUUGUUUUCUUUUUGCCUCAGCUUGAGUGGGUAUCAUUGGUAAAUUAGCAUCUUUGAGUAAGGGCUUUACAAUUGCCUUGAUUUGUUGAUUUUAUGUUUGCUAAAAAGGGACACUUUCUUUCACAGUUGCGUUUUAUAGCCAAUAGAGAAAGUACUCUUGCAUGUUAGGCGGUUUCUCUUGGGCUUGCUUGGGAUUGGGAUCCUUGAUGUUUGUAACACUGCAGAGUGAACAUAAUCACAACUCAACAUCCUGAAGGGUACAUGGUUGAUGAAGCAACAAUAUUCAGCAGUUGAGUGUAUUUACCACCACUACAAGUAAAAUACCCCAGAGGCCUGCCAUUACAAGGUUGGCAACCAUUGAAAUCCAUUGCUGUGGGCAGAUUCACAGCGCUUAAAUGUUAGACAAUCAAAUGUUAAACAUAAGAAAAAAGGGAGUAACUGGUGGCUCCAUUCUUCCGUGUAUUCCGUUAAGUGCUCAACCAAGACUUCACAAAAAUGUUUGGCUUCAAUAUAAUAUUACUACUGAAAAAAACUUUAAUGUAGUAAUAGGCUAUUGCUUUAUGUUCAUGAUGGUUUAGCCAAAAUGGAUGGGUAAAUACGGUUUGCUCAGAAGUUUUGACCGAAAUUAAAACAGAAUUUUUUUUUUAGAACUAAAUAAUAAUAGGGAAGCAUUCUUAAGCUCUUGGUUUAACCAUUGUUUUUCAGUAAUAGUUGGUGUAUUUUAUAAACUGUCUUGUGUUUUGCAAAAUGGGUGCUUAUUAAAAUCACAAACGACUUGUGUCAACCAA